Molecule: messenger RNA, 824 nt
Organism: Argentina anserina (silverweed cinquefoil)
Lineage: Eukaryota; Viridiplantae; Streptophyta; Magnoliopsida; Rosales; Rosaceae
Product: gamma-interferon-responsive lysosomal thiol protein-like
Exons: 5
Coding region: 1-666 (221 amino acids)
Molecular function (GO): oxidoreductase activity, acting on a sulfur group of donors, disulfide as acceptor
Source: RefSeq, a predicted model, not a curated record
AUGGCCUCUUUUCAUUUAUUCUUUGCUUGUCUCAUCACCUGUCCAAUGUUCUUGUUCACAUUUCCUUGUGCUGCUGCUAAUCAGAAAGUUACCCUGUCAGUUUACUAUGACUCUUUGAACACAUCUUGUGCUACCUUCAUUGUUAAAAAUCUUGCUCGGAUUUUCGAAGAUGAUCUCAUGACCAUCCUCAAUCUCAGACUGGUUCCUUGGGGUGAAGCAUACGCCAACAAAUCGAACAAUAGUACUGCUAUCUGUCAGCAUAAGCCAGAUGGUUGUAAGUUGAAUUCUCUGGAAGCAUGUGCUAUCGAUGUUAUGCAUGAUGUGAACAAGCACUUUGCUUUGAUUUACUGCAUAGAAUUUCUGGCCAUAGAGGGAAGGCACAAUGAGUGGGAAACUUGCUUCAGUUCAUUGGGACUGCCUAAGAAUACCACUUUGGAUUGCUACAAUAGUUCAAAUGCAACAAAGCUUGAACAAAACUAUGGCAAUGAAACCAUGCACCUCAAUCCACCUCUGCAGUUUGUACCAUGGCUGGUUCUGAAUAAUCAACCUAUAGGAAAUGACUAUGAAAAUUUUACUGGCUAUGUGUGCAAGGCUUACAAAGGUAAAAUUGCGCCCAUGGCAUGUCAGUCUGUGCAUUUGAAGCAGAAGAAGACAACAGACAAGUAGACAUACUCAACACAAGCCAUCAAAUCAACCAGAUAUAAGCCUCAAUCCUGGACCAUAUUCAACCGAAGUCGCUAACUCUACAAAUAAAUCAGAUUGCAUAACUUAACUGGUUGUGGAUCGUGAAAAGAUCUCUCAUUAUAUAGCUUGAUCAUAGGUUC